AUGGUAUCAAAAGAAGAUAAUAAUGGUAUUGUCGUACUCAAAUGGAAAGAUUCGCGGGACGUGAGAAUUUUAUCAACAAAGCAUGCUCCCAUUAUGGUACCGAGUACAAGUAACAUUCCUCACAUUCAUGCUGCUUCUACAAGCCAACAUUCAUCUGAAAAAUUGAAACCACUAGCUGUUCUUGCAUACAAUAAAGGAAAGUGUGGCAUAGAUUAUUCCGAUCAGAUGGUGUCUUAUGCCAGUACAAUGAGAAAAGGACUGAAAUGGUACCGAAAACUUGGUAUUCAGCUUCUUCUGGGAGUUACAGUUGUAAACGCUUCAGUCGUUUACAAGAUUGCAACAAAAAAAAUAUAA
Molecule: messenger RNA, 354 nt
Organism: Cataglyphis hispanica
Lineage: Eukaryota; Metazoa; Arthropoda; Insecta; Hymenoptera; Formicidae
Exons: 1
Coding region: 1-354 (117 amino acids)
Source: RefSeq, a predicted model, not a curated record